AUGGCGUCUCUGCCGUUGUGCGGUGCGGUUCGGAGCCCAGAGGGACUCCCUGCAGACCCUUCUUCACAAGAAGAAGAUCAGGAUUAUGAUCCUGAAGAUCCGGUCAGCGACUCGGGUUCAUACUCCCCUACGAGUACAGACUCUAAUGACCUUGAGCCUGAAUGGCUGGACAGUGUGCAGAAGAAUGGAGAGCUGUUUUAUUUGGAGCUGAGUGAGGAUGAGGAGGAAAGCCUCCUUCCUGAGACACCUACUGUGAACCAUGUCAGAUUCAGUGAAAACGAGAUCAUUAUCGAAGAAGAGUAUUACAGGGAAGGAAAAAAGUAUGAACCCAAACUCAAGCGGUUUACCAAGAUUUUAAAAAGUAAAAAACUUUUACCCAAGCGCUAUAAUAAAAAAAAUAGUAAUGCCAGCGGGCCAGUGUCCAUUCUAAAGCAUCAGUCCGAUCGGAAAACGGGAGUUGUUGUCCAGCAGCGGCACAAAGAUGUGACUAUCUACGUAAACCCCAAAAAGCUAACCGUCACCAAAGCCAAAGAGCAGCCCAAGCUUCUGGAAGUACUUGUUGGGAUUAUCCAUCAGACCAAGUGGAGCUGGAGAAGAACUGGAAAACAGGGCGGUGGAGAGAGGCUUGUGGUCCAUGGCCUGCUGCCAGGAGGAUCUGCAAUGAAGAGUGGUCAGGUUUUAAUUGGGGAUGUCCUGAUUGCUGUGAAUGAUGUAGAGGUGACCACUGAGAACAUAGAGAGAGUUCUGUCUUGCAUUCCUGGACCUAUGCAGGUGAAACUGACAUUCGAAAAUGCAUAUGCUAUGAAAAAGGAAACAACUCAACCAAGACAGAAAAAGGCACAGUCGAACACAAGUGAUCUAGUCAAACUUCUGUGGGGAGAAGAGGUAGAAGGUGUCCAGCAGAAUAUUCUAAACACUCCUCACAUCGUUAUGUACCUCACACUACAGCUUGACUCGGACACAUCAAAGGAAGAGCAGGAAAUCCUUUAUCAUUAUCCAGUUUCUGAGGCAUCUCAAAAACUCCGGAGUGUGAGAGGGAUAUUUCUUACACUCUGUGACAUGUUGGAAAAUGUAACUGGGACACAAGUUACGAGCUCAUCCCUUUUUUUAAAUGGAAAACAAAUUCAUAUAGCUUAUUGGAAAGAAUCUGACAAACUGUUGUUAAUUGGCCUGCCUGCCGAGGAAGUACCUCUUCCUCAGCUGAGGAAUAUGAUAGAAGAUGUUGCCCAAACCUUAAAAUUUAUGUAUGGCUCUUUAGAUAGUGCCUUUUGCCAGGUUGAGAAUGUUCCUCGUUUGGAUCAUUUUUUCAGCUUGUUUUUCCAAAGAGCACUUCAGCCCACUAAACUACAUUCGAGUGCCAGUCCCAGCACACAGCAGUAUGAUGCUUCCAGUGCAGUACUUUUAGACAAUCUCCCUGGAGUUCGGUGGCUCAUACUUCCCCAGGAAAUUAAGUUGGAAUUAGACACAGCAUUGAGUGACUUGGAGGCCGCAGAUUUUGCAGAACUGUCUGAGGAUUACUAUGACAUGAGACGGCUAUAUACAAUUUUGGGGUCUUCUCUAUUUUACAAGGGGUAUUUGAUAUGCAGUCAUUUGCCUAAGGAUGAUCUUAUUGAUAUUGCUGUAUACUGUCGCCACUAUUGCCUACUGCCUUUAGCAGCAAAACAGAGAAUUGGUCAAUUGGUAAUAUGGAGGGAAGUAUUUCCUCGACAUCACCUCCAACCUUCUGCAGACUCAAACACUGAAGUCUUUCAGGAACCUGAAGGGAGAUAUUUUUUGCUAAUUGUUGGCUUGAGACAUUAUAUGUUAUGUGUACUAUUAGAAGCUGGAGGCUGUGCGUCCAGAGCCAUUGGGAAUCCUGGACCAGAUUGUAUAUAUGUGGAUCAGGUCAAAACAACUCUUCACCAGCUGGAAGGGGUAGAUUCCCGCAUAAAUGAACGGCUAGCCUCUUCUCCAAACCCCUGCUUGUCUUGUGCUGACUGGUUCCUUGCUGGGUCACAUGAAAAAUUAGAUAAUUUAACCACCUCACCUAUCCUCAGUAGGCUGCACAGUGCUUCCAAGAUCGCAACCUCUCCAACAUGCAGAAGAACCCUUUUUGGUGACUAUUCCUUAAAGACACGUAAGCCCAGUCCAUCCCGAAGUGGAGGACCUGACAAUGGUCUUAAAGGUGAAGGUGUUGGCCUGAGCCCCCACACUACAGAAUCUCAGGGUUCGGAUGGUUCAGAAGAAACUGGAGCCUUGCUUAAGGUUACUAAAAAGAAGUCUACUCUUCCAAAUCCAUUUCAUUUGGGGAACCUGAAAAAGGACCUUUCAGAAAAAGAACUGGAUAUAUAUAACACAGUGAAAUUGACAUCUGGUCCUGAGAACACACUUUUCCAUUAUGUUGCCUUAGAAACAGUGCAAGGGAUCUUUAUUACUCCUACCCAUGAAGAGGUGGCACAGCUGAGCGGCUCUAUCCACCCUCAACUGAUAAAGAAUUUCCAUCAGUGUUGUCUCUCCAUUCGUGCAGUUUUCCAGCAGACAUUGGCUGAAAAGAAAAAGAAAGCACUAAAUGGUAAAGAUCACUCAGGUUCAACAAAUUCAGUGUCUUCUCUGAACCCUGUGAAAGAACAUGGUGUAUUGUUUGAAUGCUCACCUGAAAACUGGACUGAUCAGAGGAAAGCACCACCUGUUAUGGCUUACUGGGUAGUAGGGAGGCUCUUUCUUCAUCCCAAACUUCAAGAACUUUACGUCUGUUUUCAUGACUCAGUUACAGAAAUUGCCAUUGAAAUGGCUUUUAAAUUAUUCUUUGGAUUAACCUUGUAG
Rangifer tarandus platyrhynchus (Svalbard reindeer) is the source of this 2802-nucleotide messenger RNA. The record is from the annotation of a GenBank genome assembly. NCBI's taxonomy places the organism in Eukaryota, Metazoa, Chordata, Mammalia, Artiodactyla, Cervidae.